Molecule: messenger RNA, 2859 nt
Organism: Rubroshorea leprosula
Lineage: Eukaryota; Viridiplantae; Streptophyta; Magnoliopsida; Malvales; Dipterocarpaceae
Source: the annotation of a GenBank genome assembly
CAAUCUUUCCUCAAUCUUUCCUUGAAUGAUUUUUGGCUUUCCGAGAUUCCAUCAGAAAUCAGUCAGUUUACUAGACUAAAGCAUCUUGAUGUCUCUUUUUCUGGAUUUUCGGGCCAAGUUCCAACAGAAAUUGCUCACCUCCCCAAGUUAGUUUCUCUCAAUCUCUCCAAUUUUGAAUUGAUCCUUGAAGCAACUACCUUCAAAAAUCUUGUUCAUAACUUGAGUGAGGUGAGAGAACUUGAGCUUCGUGGAGUGGACAUGACAUCUGUUAAUCCUCGUUUCUUCAUGAAUCUCUCUUCUUCUUUGACUACUCUUGAUCUUUGGGAGAGUUGGUUAGGAGGAAACUUUCCAAACAGUAUUUUCCGCUUUCCAAAUCUCAAGAGAUUUAGUUUGGGUGGAAAGGGAAACCUCACUAUUGAUCUUCCAAGAGAUCUAAAGUCAUUACAGUCUCUGAGUCUUGGCUGCAACUUGGAAGGUUCCAUUCCAGCUUCCAUAGGGAACUUAUCUCAACUAACUGACCUAAGCCUCUAUUUUAACAAUUUUAACGGACAAAUCCCAUCAUCACUUGCAAACCUCGCACAACUUACCUUUCUUGACCUUUCAAAUAAUCAGUUUUCUGGUCCCAUUCUAGCUUCCAUAUGUAACUUAAGGCAACUUACUAGCCUAGUCCUCUCUUCUAGCAAUUUUAGCGGACAAAUCCCAUCAUCACUUGCAAACCUCACCCAACUUACCUCUCUUGACCUUUCCAAUGAUCAGUUUUCUGGUCCCAUUCCAGCUUCCAUAGGUAACUUAAGGCAACUUACUAGCCUAUACCUCUCUUCUAACAAUCUUAGCCAACAAAUCCCAUCAUCACUUGCAAACCUCACCCAACUUCCCUUUCUUUACCUUUCCAAUAAUCAGUUUUCUGGUCCCAUUCCAGCUUCCAUAGGUAACUUAAGGCAACUUACUAGCCUAGUCCUCUCUUUUAACAAUCUUAGCGAACAAAUCCCAUCAUCACUUGCAAACCUCACCCAACUUACCUCUCUUGACCUUUCCAAUAAUCAGUUUUCUGGUCCCAUUCCACCUUCCAUAGGUAACUUAAGGCAACUUACUAGCCUAGUCCUCUCUUCUUACAAUCUUAGCGGACAAAUCCCAUCAUCACUUGUAAACCUCACCCAACUUACCUCUCUUGACCUUUCCAAUAAUCAGUUUUCUGGUCCCAUUCCACCUUCCAUAGGUAACUUAAGGCAACUUACUGGCCUAGUCCUCUAUUCUAACAAUCUUAGCGAACAAAUCCCAUCAUCACUUGCAAACCUCACCCAACUUCUCUAUCUUGACCUUUCCAAUAAUCAGUUUUCUGGUCCCAUUCCAGCUUCCAUAGGUAACUUAUGCCAACUUACUAGUCUACACCUCUAUUCUAACAAUCUUAGUGGACAAAUCCCAUCAUCACUUGCAAACCUCACCCAACUUCCCUCUCUUGACCUUUCCAAUAAUCAGUUUUCUGGUCCCAUUCCAGCUUCCAUAGUACCUGGCAUGUUCUCGGCACUUCAAAAUCUCGAAAUUCUUGACCUUUCUCAUAACAACUUAAUCGGGAAGAUUCCAAAUUGUCUUCCUAAGUCUCUCUCAGUGUUGAAUUUGCAGGCCAAUUACUUUGAUGGAAAUAUAGCAUUUGGGUUUCCAAAGGGCUGUGGAUUACGAAAUCUCAACUUACAUGGAAAUCAAAUGGAUGGCUUAUUACCAAGGUCUUUGGUGAAUUGUCGCAUGUUAGAGGUUCUAGACGUUGGCAACAACAACAUAAGUGAUACAUUCCCUCAUUGGUUGGAAUCUCUACCAGACCUUCAAGUGCUUGUCUUAAGGUCCAACAAGUUCCACGGUUCUGUGCAGAGCACCAAAGAAAGUCCAUCUUUUCCCAAGUUGCGAGUUCUGGACCUCUCCAGCAAUUAUUUUGUUGGUGCUUUGCCUGUUCGGUACAUUGAAAAUUUUAAUGCGAUGAUGGACCCUCAUAAAGAUGGUGGUUCCCCUAAAUACAUGAUUGUGUUGACGGUAGCCAAUUCUUAUCAAUAUUCACUGGUUGUGACAUGGAAGGGAUUCGAGUAUGAGCUGCAAAGAAUCUUGACUGUAUUCAGUAGUAUUCAUCUCUCAAAUAACAAGUUUGAGGGAGAAAUUCCAGAUGUUAUUGGAAAGCUUAGUUCUCUCAAAGGGCUUAAUCUCUCUCAUAACAACCUUACUGGUCAUAUCCCACCGUUACUAGGGAAUUUGACGAAUCUGGAAUGGUUGGAUCUCUCUUCCAACGAGUUGGCAGGGAAAAUUCCUGAUGAAUUGGUAUAUUUGACACAACUCUCUGUAUUGAAUCUUUCAAAUAAUCAUCUUGUCGGGCGCAUACUGCAGGGCAGUCAGUUCAACACCUUUGAAAAUGGUUCUUAUGAAGGAAACCUUGGACUAUGUGGAAUCCCAUUGUCAAAAUCUUGUGAUGGAAUUGGGACAUCGCCGAGCUCCUUCCAAGAAAAAGAUGCGUUGUGGAGAUUUGGCUGGAGAGUUGUGGUGUUAGGCUAUGGAUGUGGAGUUGUUUUUGGACUGCUGAUGGGAUAUCAUGUCUUCCGAACAGGAAAACCAAAAUGGUUUGUGUCUUUGUUUGAUGGCCGACCAAGUCAAAGUGGAAGGAAGAUGAGGAAAGCGAGAAGACUUGUUCAAAGAAGAAGCUAGUUGCAGAGUUGAUGUUUUAGAGCUUCUGAUUUAAUGUUUCCUGAAUAAGUGCUUUUCGGGUUUGAAGUUCUUGUUAUGGCUGGCAUUGGCUUGUCUAAAAUUGUCAGCCUUCUCUUGCCUUUAUCAUGCUUUGUAAAUUUGUCUUUCUUUAUUGUAAAAUAUAUUUGAAGGUUCAAG